This is a messenger RNA of Caretta caretta (loggerhead turtle), 2974 nucleotides long. RefSeq names its product dihydrofolate reductase (gene DHFR). Gene Ontology annotation, molecular function: NADP binding; dihydrofolate reductase activity. Lineage: Eukaryota; Metazoa; Chordata; Testudines; Cheloniidae. Gene Ontology annotation, cellular component: mitochondrion. The record is from RefSeq and is a predicted model, not a curated record. Gene Ontology annotation, biological process: tetrahydrofolate biosynthetic process; folic acid metabolic process; dihydrofolate metabolic process.
UCCCCAAAAAGGCAAGCAAGGCGGGGUGGCUCUGCGCAUGUUCACCGCUCUGAGGCUGGGUGGUGGCGCGCUAAUUCCAAAGCGUGAACCAAGCGGGAGGCUGAACAGGCGGGAGGCGACAGCAGAAAGGAAGCGCCAUGGUCCGCCCCUUAAACUCCAUAGCCGCCGUGUGCCAGAACAUGGGCAUCGGGAAGAACGGAGACCUCCCUUGGCCCCCACUCAGGAAUGAGUUUAAGUAUUUUCAGAGAAUGACUAUGACAACCACUGUAGAAGGUAAACAGAAUGCAUUGAUAAUGGGUAAGAGGACCUGGUUCUCAAUUCCUGAGAAGAAUCGCCCCUUAAAAGACAGAAUUAAUAUAGUGCUUAGCAGAGAGCUCAAGGAAACCCCAAAAGGAGCAGAUUACCUUGCCAAAAGUCUGGAUGAUGCUUUAGUUCUUCUGGACUCACCAGAGUUAAAAAGUAAGGUAGACAUGGUUUGGAUCAUCGGAGGCAGUUCUGUUUAUAAGGCAGCAAUGGAGAAGCCAGUUCACCAGCGAUUGUUUGUGACAAGAAUUUUGCAGGAGUUUGAAAGUGACACAUUUUUUCCAGAAAUUGAUUUGAAGAAAUACAAACAUCUCCCAGAAUAUCCAGGAGUCCCUGCUGAUGUCCAGGAAGAGAAUGGCAUCCGGUACACUAUCUAUUGCACAAUUGAUUAUUUACUUUUCUACUAUACAUUUUCAGUUUUCCUUAGAAAGUCUUGAAGUGUGCUAAAAGGACAAACAUAUGUAUUUCUGCUAUAAUUUAAAUAAUAAUUACUUUCACACAAUAUUUUAUAUUUCCUUCAUAUGAAAGAAAUCCACAUCCUUCAUUUGUUGAAUUUGCCAUUUGGCAAGAUGGCUACGGUGGCUGAAUGCAGAUCGAUAAAAAUAACUUCUCAGAAAAAAAGCUUUAUAGUAAAAUCUUGAGUGGUUUGUGUAUGGAUUUCAAAUAUGAGCCUUUAAACACAGAAAAUAACUGCUGAUGUCUUGACAUGAUAAUAUACACUUUUUGUCUUAAUCAAAAAACAGAAUCCUUGACCAGAAUUUAUUACAUAGGAACAGGUAUUUUAUAACAUGGAUUAGGAGGAGUCCUUUGCUACAGUCUGAUUAUACUGAUAUGCCUAGUGCUACAAUGUCAUAUUGUCUAGAUGUGUAUUCUUUUACAAUCUUUAGUUUUGGUACCAGUACACACAUCUGAGGGGGAAAAAUAAACUCUAGACAUUCCCAUACUAUAUUUGGGCCACAUGGUUCACUCUACAAGAAGCAAAAUGCUGACAAGAGUUAAUAAAUGCUAUGAGUCAGAUACUUAACUGGUGUAAAGCCAUGUAGCUCUAAUGAACUAGCUUAGGCUGUAGCCCUAUCACUUGGCUUAUAGUACAGGAAAUUUAAAGGUAAAUUCUGCCAACAGACAUGUCAGUGGAGCAAGAUUUUAUUUAUUUAUUGUGCAACAUACUCUAAUAUUAUUUGAAAGACCCAUGUGCCCUCACUUGUGGCUAUUACUCAUGCAAGUAAUCCUACUGUCUUCAGUAGGACUAAAGAUAAAAGAUAUUGGGACACCCACCUUCUAUCAGACAACUUCCAUUGGUAAGACAGACAAGCUUUCAAGCUUAUACAGAGCUCUUCUUCGGGUCUAGGAAAUGUACUCAGAGUGGACUAGUUCUUUAAGUGUUAUAGGAUUGGGUUAUUUUUUAUUUAAGCUACUAAAAAAAUACACCAAACACCAGAGAGAAAAUAUCGGUCCUGAAAGCCAAACGCGUAAAUUAAAAAUGUUACAUUUAUUUAAAAGACACAGGGGAUGAAGUUCAUGCCCAGUGUUACUCCGCUGAAGUAAAUGAAGUAACACCAGUGUAAAUGACAGGAAAAUCAGGCCCAAAAGUUUCACUUGAUGCAAUCAACAUUACAAAAAUGGUUCAAAGAUAGUUGAGUAUAACUUACAUAAAUUACAUGAUGAAUGGAAAACUUGGUGUCUAUAAAUAGACAGAGAGUACCAAUAUAAUUCCAUGUAGAGCUUCUAAUGGCUUUGUACUCCAGACAGAGUGGUGGUUUAUCAUCAGGAUCUCAAAAGAGAAUUGUUACCUUUGAUUAUGUUUUGAUUCUUUUUGUUCAAGAUAUGGCUUUCCUCUGUACUCUGCUACUGCUCUUCUCUCUUUAGCCUUCUCAGAUGGUGGCUACAGCUCUUUAGACAUCCUUUCCCUUUCAUUUUUUUAAACAAGCAAGUUAAUUUUGUGUAAAAACUGAUUCUUGAAAAUAUUUUAUUAACAGUUUAUUGAUUCAUUACUGUCAAAUGUUCUAUUACAGUAAAAUAUGUAUAUUUAUACAUAAAAUGUUAAAGUGUAUUAUUCUACACAAAUAAGCAAUUAACUCUUGCAAUGUUAACUUCACAUCUUUUUAUUCACCAUAACUAAACCAAAAUAAGGAACAGUAUUAAGAAUGGUUUACUUUAAAGAAAUAAUGUAUAUUUUUGUGUUUAUAUGCUUGUUUCUAAAGUAUGAUGAAUAAGUGGUAAGUUUAAUAGUUAUUUAUAAAUUCUUUAACUAUUCAAGAGAAGAAUGGCUCCACUUUUCCUUUGAAGAAGCUCUUGGUACUGUGUGGGUAAUAUUUAAAAGGAGCUAAAAAGGUAGGAGUGCUAUGGAUCAUCCAAAAGACAAAUAAGUGGAAUGGACUGAUAAUAAACAUUGACAUCAUCUUUAUAAUAAUAUGUAUACUUACAGUAACUUAACUAAUACUUCCUCAACACUGCUAUAUUCCCUUAUUUGAUAUGUCACCCUUUCUUGGUUUUAAUAUAACAAACAACAUAGUAGCAAUUAUUAUGUUUAUAUUUAUUAAAACGUAGCUAAAAAGGAACAAAAAUAUGCAAAAUACUUCUAACAAAUCUAACAAUAUUCCUAAAAGUUCACUUUUCCGAACUGUUGAAGUAGUUUAUUCUUUCUUUUUAAAAAGACUCUUAUCUCUGCUAU